Grosmannia clavigera kw1407 is the source of this 720-nucleotide messenger RNA. RefSeq lists its product as uncharacterized. The record is from RefSeq and is a predicted model, not a curated record. The transcript is spliced from 2 exons. Lineage: Eukaryota; Fungi; Ascomycota; Sordariomycetes; Ophiostomatales; Ophiostomataceae. Bases 1 to 720 code for a protein of 239 amino acids.
AUGACCAAAGCAGGAAGACAAACGACCAAGAAGUUCUUCUGCUUGUGGUGCAACCAUGGUGGGCCGCCUCGUCUCUCAUGUGCUUCGGCCUCGUGUUGGUUUGUCCCCUGUGCAUCUGCAUUCGCCCUGGUCACUCACCGUCCUACAAGGUCGCAGCCAGUGCCAUCUCAACACCAUACGCCAUGUAUCGUGCUGCUCGCACGAGAAAAAGAAAAAGCAGUUGCAUCUACAUCACCACACAGCCAAGCCCGUCCUACGCCUGACUUCUACCGCAUUCUGGACGUCGACCCCGACAUGGAAGCGCGCCUCUGUCAACACACUGCGCUGCCUGUUAGGUUCACCCCAGAUUGGCCGUACAUACUCCGUACUACGAGCAGGAUCGAUAAUCUGACGGCAGCUCCUGUUCGCCAACAUCCCUUCCCCACAGUCACCAGCGGUCUAGCGUCUUCCAUAGCCCUUGAAACAGUUCUUCUCCGCUUCGGCCGUGACAAGCUCACCUGGCUGCGGGCAGCUCAGACCGCUGUCGGUAUGAGCUUUAUAUCCAUGAUCACCAUGGAGAUCGCAGAGAAUGCGGUGGACUAUCACCUGACUGGAGGCGCUGUGGCACUUGGUGAUCCUAUGUUUUGGACCGCAGCAGCCGUCGCCAUGGCCGCGGGCUUCAUUGCUCCGCUUCCCUACAAUUAUAUUCGGCUACGCCGUUUCGGCAAGGCUUGCCAUUAA